Messenger RNA from Vespula pensylvanica (western yellowjacket), 5011 nucleotides. RefSeq names its product atlastin (gene atl). Bases 153 to 2150 code for a protein of 665 amino acids. Gene Ontology annotation, biological process: protein homooligomerization; endoplasmic reticulum organization. Gene Ontology annotation, molecular function: GTPase activity; GTP binding. The transcript has 8 exons. Lineage: Eukaryota; Metazoa; Arthropoda; Insecta; Hymenoptera; Vespidae. The record is from RefSeq and is a predicted model, not a curated record.
GCGCGACUUGUUAGUGCCCGAUUGUGCGUGCACCGUACAUAUUCCUACACAACAGUGCUAUCUAAUUGCGUCUUUGAUUAUCGCGCAAAUCUCGACUGUUUUUCUUCUUUUUUCUUCUGUCCACCCUUCGCCGAAUGUAAACCGGAAGGAAGAUGAGCGAAAAGAAACACAUCACGCCGAGCCGGAAGCGACUCGACGAAAUUUCGAGAUUGAGAUCGAGGGAACCGACAAGACCACCGAGAACAAAAGUCAAUCAAUCACCUUCUUCCGACCUAGGAUACGCAUCUUCGCGUCUUCCCAUUGUCAUAAAAGAUAGAAAGGAACAUGAGGAAACAAGCAAAACUCGAGUUCGGCUCAACGAUGGGCCUCUCGUGGAACUUGACUCUACUAAAGGCGGAAAGAUCUCGAUGACGACUCUCGAUGAGAACGUGAAUCCUGUACCGCGGGAGUUCCAAGCAAUGGAUAAAAUUGAUUACUUAGGACGAAGAGAACGCAUAGAGUCAGCAUCUAUGAUCAACCAAGAUGAAAAUACAACAGAAUUUGGAUAUCCAGUACAAGUGGUACUUGCGCAGCCUGAUCAUACCUUUGAAUUGGAUGAAGAAGCAUUAUCCAAAAUUCUACUUCACGACGACAUAAAAGAUAGAAGUGUUGUUGUUGUGUCUGUGGCAGGUGCAUUCAGGAAAGGCAAAAGUUUUCUACUCGAUUUUUUUCUUCGUUAUAUGAAUGACAAGUACAGUAAGGGAAAAAGUUCUGAUUCUUGGUUGGGAAAAGACGAUGAGCCUUUAAAAGGAUUCUCAUGGAGAGGAGGUUCCGAAAGAGAUACUACAGGAAUAUUAAUGUGGUCACAUAUUUUUCCUGCAACUUUACCAAGUGGAGAAAGAGUUGCUAUAAUACUAAUGGAUACGCAAGGUGCUUUUGAUAGUCAAUCAACUGUUAGGGAUUGUGCUACAGUGUUUGCAUUAAGUACGAUGUUGUCUUCUGUACAAAUUUACAAUUUAUCACAGAAUAUUCAGGAAGAUCAUCUUCAACAUUUACAACUUUUCACCGAAUAUGGUAGACUAGCUUUGGAAAAAUCAGGAAGUACACCCUUUCAAAGAUUGCAGUUCCUAGUAAGAGAUUGGUGUUAUCCAUAUGAAGCUGAUUAUGGUGCAGAAGGAGGGCAGAAAGUAUUGCAAAGAAGAUUAGAAAUAUCUAAUAAGCAACAUCCAGAAUUACAAAGUUUAAGAAAGCACAUCAAAUCUUGUUUUUCGGAUAUAUCAUGCUUCCUCAUGCCUCAUCCAGGCUUGAAAAUCGCCACAAAUCCUAAAUUUGAUGGUAGACUAUCAGAAAUUGAAUCAGAGUUUAAAGAACAGUUGAAAGUUCUUAUACCGAUGAUAUUAGCACCAGAAAAUUUAGUUACAAAAAAAAUUGAUGGCCAAGUUGUGAAAGCCAGAGAUCUGCUUGAAUAUUUCAAAAGUUAUAUAAAAAUUUAUAAAGGAGACGAAUUACCAGAACCAAAAAGUAUGCUUGUUGCGACAGCGGAAGCUAAUAAUCUAUCAGCUGUAGCUGAGGCAAAAGAUGUAUAUUUACAAUCGAUGGAAAGUGUUUGUGGAGGAAUCAAACCGUUUUUACCAACUGCCCUCUUAGAUGCAGAACAUCAGCGGUGUAUGGAUAGUGCUAUACAUCAUUUCCAAAAUAAACGAAAAAUGGGUGGAGAUGAGUUUAGUCAGAUGUAUAUGGAAAAAUUAAUGAAGGAUAUGGAUGAAGCUUAUCUUCAAUUCAAAGCGCACAAUGAAAGUAAAAACAUUUUUAAGGCAGCACGAACUCCUGCAGUGUUUCUCGUGAUAGCAGUCACUAUGUAUAUUUUAUCUGGUAUAUUUGGAUUAGUUGGUUUAUACAAUAUAGCAAAUACAUGCAAUGUGAUUUUGGGCGUUGGAUUACUUACGUUCGUGUUUUGGGCAUAUAUAAAGUACAGCGGUGAGUUCCACCAAAUGGGUACGCGAAUAGAUGAACUAGCAAAUGCUAUAUGGGAAAAUUUCAUGAAAGUACUUUAUCAACAAAUUGUGAAGAGGUCAGUUUCUGUAGCAGUGGUAGCGCAGGCUGCUGAAUUGGCAACAAACACGACAAUGAACGCCACUAUCACUGCCAAUGGCAAACCAAAAGUAUCAUAAUGAUCAUUCCCUCCAUUUCCAGAUAUUUUAGAUGCAUGAAAGCAUACGUCAGUAAAUUAACACCAAUAAGUGGCAUAACAAAAUUUUCUGAUAUGUUUUGCUGUAUACGUAAAGCCAUGAAUAGUUUCCUUUUUUUGAUUAUAAAAUAAAAGAUUGUAAUUGAUAGAUUAAUCUGAAAUAACUGUGAAUGUAUAUAUGGUAUAUCCUGAUUAUAAAUCAGUGUUAAAUCAUUGAAAAUCCCAGUUAUUAGUAUUAUCUAUGAUCAUUACUAUUACAUUGUUAUAGAAUUGAGCUCUUAUAUUGAUAAGUAGUAAGGUCAUUAUAGACUAAUUCAGAUUUUUAGUAUCUGGAAUGUUAACUUUAUUAAUAAUGCUUUAGUGAAAUGAAAAUGCCUUCGAAAAAGCGUAAAUAGGAUUACGAUGAUACAAACGUAUUAGAUAUUUCUGUCUGGACAUAUUUUUUUUAAUCGCUACAACCUAAAUUAUAAUACAUUGGAAUAAAUACUUUUUAUAAUUUUUAUAAUUAGAAUAUCACUUUUUGGAAAAACUUACAGUUUUCUAUUGCCACAAAUUUGGUGUAAUUAGUUCACAUUAUGUUUGUGCCAGAAACUUAAUAAUGUACUCUAAUUAUUUUUUUAUCGAAUACAAUAUAAAUAACACAAAUUGUUAUUAUUAACUAUUGAUUCUAUAUGAUAUUCAAGCCCCUUUUGUUUCUAAUGGAUCAUGAAUUUUAUUAUUUUUUUUUUUUUCCAUAGUAAUAAUGGUACAUUAUAUAGAGAAUCCAAUGACACAAAAUUAUGUUUAUUAUAUUAUAAAUAUGAUACUCGUGAUCCAAAAUAAAGAAACUGUGUGGGAAUCUUAUAAUAUUUUUCAUUGAUGGUAUUAUUUUGUAUUCUGUAUGUUCUAAAAUUUAAAAGAUGUGUUAUGGUCCAACUAUGCCAACGCAACUGAGAUAUACAUGCCAUAUUGAUGUAACAUGUGACUAUAUUAACUGUGUCACUUGACAGAAUAAUAAUCUGCAGGGAGAGUUUAUAAGUUCUGUAAGAUUGUAUUAUCUAACUUAAUUAUAAGAUAAAUAUUGUUGCCAAUGUGGUAUUAAUAUUGAUAAAAAUUAUGUAUUGUAUAUGAUAGACUUUAUUUCCAAGAUUGCUCAUACGGAAAAAUGUAGUAAAAAAGAUAUCUGUGAUCAUUUUUUGUGAAAAGCCUAAUGUAAUUCUGUAUUAUUUUUAAUAUUGCUUGAAUUAUCUUAAUCUAUCAACAAUCUUUCUAAUUCUUCAGCAAACAAAUUUUACGAGGAAACAUUGUUUGAUUUAUAAAAUAUUUAUAGAAUUUGUAUGCUGUGCAAAAGUGUGUCAAGAAAUAGUCUCCUAUUCGAUAGACUAUUAUAAAUAUUCAUUGAGUAAUUGUGGAUAAUAAAACUUAUCGUAUGCAUGUAUCAAAAUUUAGUUAUCUUGCCAGAUAAAUAUUAAUAUAUUUUAUAUUUAAUUUUAUAUAUUUGGUAGUAAACAAUUUUAAUUUUCGAGCGUUUUUCUCGUAUUUGUUUAGAUAUAAUUAAAAAUGAUGCAUGAGUUGAACUAAUUUUAUUCUGUAUAAUUAGUAUUUUUACGACAGGCAUAGCAUAAAAUUUGGCAUGAAUAUAUUAACAAAAAAUUUAUUAUAACACAGUCAUUUAUAUAAAAUUAUAAAAGCAUAUAAUAUUUUACAAACAAGAAGGACAAUUGUAAUGGUUUGGCAACAUUAAUAGUUUUUUCUAUUGUUAUGUUCUUUAUUACAUACAUAUGGUAAUGUGUAAUUAAUUAAAGAAAUAAUUUAGUGCGAGAUUAUAUCUUAAGUAAUUUGAACUUGCAGAUAAUAACAUUCACAUUUGCCUUGAAUUAUAUUUCUUAUAAUUUUGUUUAAUACGUUACUUUCUGUAUUGUGGUUUAUUUUUGAAAAACUUUAAUAUUCCUCUGUAAAUAUUUAAUCUGGAGAAAAGAAGAUACAGAUAUAAAUGGAUACAGAUUAUCUACUUGUGUUACUAUAUCUAUUUAGUGUUGAUUAAUACUAUUAAAUUUAGAUUAUAUUUUAAUAAUAGUUAUAAUAUUUUAACUGAACAUAACUGUUUAUUAAUAUUAUCUAAUGACCGAGCAGUAAAAUUAUUUUUCAUGCAUCAUUGUAAAAGGUGCCAUUGAAGUUGCCUGUACCGUAUACAUAUCUCUGUCUACUACAUACAUGGAGAUUAGCAAUAACAUUUAUCCUAAAAGAAAAAAUCGCUAAAAGUUCUUCUUGUAUAUAAUUUCAAUGUAAAGUAUUUUAAUUCAUAUGGAGAAAUCCAAAAUUAAUAUGUAAAUUAUACGGAUUAAGUUGAAUUUACAUGUUAAUAAUGACAUUGUUUCUGUUUAUGCCAUUUUGUAAGAUUAUCAAGAUUUUAAGUUUAAUUAAACAUUUGUAAUAGCAUUUUCACAGUAUAAGAAAGUAACUAAUUUGAAAUUUUUAAGAUUACAAUAAAGCAUUUCAUUAAAUACACAUUUAAGAAAUUGUGUACAUUUGUUUCAUCUUCAUAUUGUGUAUGAAAAUGGUUCUUGAAAUGAUUUCAUUUAUUAAAUGCUUUCAUACUAGGAUAUCAUUCAGAACAAUAGAAGGAAAUGUACAUUACAAUUAUAUUAUAUUAAACGCUCAAUUAUUCAUCCUUCAAAUCUUUUUGUACUAGUAUUGUGUUUUAAUACAAUAUAAAAUAAAUUUCACUGUACCUAUAUAUAUUUAACUAUUGAAUAACAAAUGUAGGUAGAGAACUGUUGCAAGCUACAUAAAUAAUACAAAUGCGUCUAAUGUGGUGUAACAUUGUUAUGGGUAAAAUAAAUACGUAUUUUUCUAUUUAUAAAA